GGUUUUGGUCCAGUCGCCAUUUUCCGAUUCCUAUCGAAACAAACACAUUAUUGUGCGACUCUUACCGACACGGAUAACGAAUUGCUCGCAAUUACAGAAUGGCUUCUGCUGGUCUUCUGGCGCCUUGACCCUUGGCUUUCUCACUCCUAUAUUUCCACCGGCAAUUGCUCAACAGUCUCUGAAGUUUUCACAAUGCCAGUUUCAACACGUGCUUUACAACAGAUGGCAAUCUAUUUGGGGAUAGUUUCUGGAGGAGGAUGUGCAGCAAUGUAUUACCUUAUACAACAAACCUUCGCCAAGUCAGAAUAUUACAAGUUGGCAAUCGAAGAGCUCAAGAAAAAUGACAUAGCACUGGAUGCCUUGGGAGCCCCUCCUCUCCAGAUCAGAAAUAUCAAACUUACCAACAGAAACAACCGCGUGGAUGGAAUAAGUGCAAGGAUUAUAAUUCCAGUAUGUGGAAAUAAAUCAGCUGGUUAUCUCCACACCUAUUGUAUAAGGGACACUGUACAGAAAAGAUGGUUUCUACAAGAGGCCAUUUUACAAUUGCUCGAUGGCCAACACUUUUCAGUUUUCUCCGUGACCAAGGAUGAAGACCAAAGCUAAUAUAUGUGCAAUGCCUUUCAAAAGUGUUUUUUGGACUUAAUGAAAUGAACAGAGUCCUGGCGGUAACAGGAUGCCCAUUUCAUAUAUCUGUAAACUUCAAAAGGUGCUCACCUUCUGAUAUGUAAAAAAUAAUUUAAAAAUGAUUGGUGAAGAUUGAGCACUGGUUUAUCCAGAAAUUACCGUAAAAUUCUAAGAUUGGGUUUUCAACUUCAGUUUAAUGCAAAUAUCCUACUUGUCCAGCAAGACAUAUUCUUCUGGCAAUAAAUUUCAAUUCUGUAAAGUACAGGUUACCUUAAUUAAUAAACCCGACUAUAACAAACUCAAAA
This is a messenger RNA of Leucoraja erinaceus (little skate), 929 nucleotides long. Its product is annotated as cytochrome c oxidase assembly factor 1 homolog. Gene Ontology annotation, biological process: mitochondrial respiratory chain complex IV assembly; mitochondrial respiratory chain complex I assembly. Bases 193 to 603 code for a protein of 136 amino acids. Gene Ontology annotation, cellular component: mitochondrial inner membrane. The transcript is spliced from 6 exons. Lineage: Eukaryota; Metazoa; Chordata; Chondrichthyes; Rajiformes; Rajidae. The record is from RefSeq and is a predicted model, not a curated record.